GCGGGGGACCGACCGCCGCGCAGCCCAGGCCGCCGCGCGCACACACCGGGCCCGGCUCCCGAGGGCGCCAGCGCGGCCCCGGGGAGCGCGAGGAGCCGGCGAAGCGCGCGGCCUGCCGUUGGCGGCCUGGUCCGCAGCGCUCUGCGCCCACCCGCCCCGGACGUGGGGCCCAAGCCCCCGUGAAGAUGGUGUCCUGGAUGAUCUCCAGAGCCGUGGUGCUGGUGUUUGGAAUGCUUUAUCCUGCAUAUUAUUCAUACAAAGCUGUGAAAACAAAAAACGUGAAGGAAUAUGUUCGAUGGAUGAUGUACUGGAUUGUUUUUGCUCUCUAUACUGUGAUUGAAACAGUAGCCGAUCAAACAGUUGCUUGGUUUCCCCUGUACUAUGAGCUGAAGAUUGCUUUUGUCAUAUGGCUGCUUUCUCCCUAUACCAAAGGAGCAAGUUUAAUAUAUAGAAAAUUCCUUCAUCCACUUCUUUCUUCAAAGGAAAGGGAGAUUGAUGAUUAUAUUGUACAAGCGAAGGAACGAGGCUAUGAAACCAUGCUAAACUUUGGACGGCAAGGUUUAAACCUUGCAGCUACUGCUGCUGUUACUGCAGCAGUAAAGAGCCAAGGAGCAAUAACUGAACGUUUAAGAAGCUUCAGUAUGCAUGAUUUAACAACUAUCCAAGGUGAUGAGCCUGUGGGACAAAGACCAUACCAACCUCUACCAGAAGCAAAAAAGAAAAGUAAACCAGCCCCCAGUGAAUCAGCAGGUUAUGGAAUUCCACUGAAAGACGGAGAUGAGAAAACAGAUGAAGAAGCAGAGGGGCCAUAUUCAGAUGAUGAGAUGUUAACACACAAAGGGCUUCGAAGAUCCCAAAGCAUGAAAUCUGUGAAAACCACCAAAGGCCGCAAAGAGGUGCGGUACGGGUCACUAAAAUACAAAGUGAAGAAACGACCACAAGUGUAUUUUUAGUCAUCUACACAUCAAAUAUCCCAAGACAGAUUAUGCUAAAUACAUCAGCUUCAUCUUCUAACAUGAUAUAUUCAGGAUUUACACAUUAAAAUGAUUAUUUAAAUUGUGGCAGUGACGGGGUUUACUUUCAUAAAUUUAAAUUUUUAUUUCUGUAACAAUUUCCUCCAAAUAUUGACUACUAAAGGCAGUUCUGUAAAAUGUACUAAUAUGUAUAUUAGAAAUUAUAGAAAAUCAUGUUGUCCGUUUUCAAAUUCAUCAACAGCCUAGAGUGCCUGAGAUAUAAGAUGAAACACAAAUCCACAGUAUACUUGAAAGGAGCCUUUUUACGGUUCAGGAUAAAUCAGCCUUUGUAAUGUACUGUGUUUACCUCCUUUUGUGUUGUAUCUGGUAAUUAAAUAGGCCUCAGAUCCAGCAGUGACAUAACAAGGACAUAAUGUAAGAUAAUAAAGUAGGUUUUAUGUAUUCUUUAAAUUUUUACUUAUAUAAUACUUUCUAGUUUUUCCACCAUCAGCUGAAAGUUUUUGAAACAAAUAUUUGAAAACCAGGUAUCCACACAUAGCACUUUUAUUCCUGACUAGUUUUGCACACUUGAAAAUUGUUUACUUAUUUUACAACUGUUUUACUGAUGCUAUCUUUAUUGUUUUUGCCGUAUUCUGACAUGUCAAAUCUAUGCCUUGAAUUAUAUCAUCUCUUUUCCUGUGGGUUUCAUUUGUUAAAUUAAUUGGAUUUUAAUAAUAUAAAAGUAUAGCUAAUUGUUCAGUUUUAACUUUUUAAUUAUCUUCUUAACAAAUAAGUUGCUUUAAACAUUAACCAAUUUUCUAUAUUUAGCUAUACAGAGUAGUUGAACUUAACAUGUUUUUGUCAACACCAAUUACAUUUUCAGCUUUUAAAAAUGGUAGCUUUUGUGAAAUAGAAUCAGUGACCAGUAUAGCACUUAGAUCCCUUCUAACUCAUAUAAUUUUUCUCAGCCAAUCCAUUCAUAAGCUUGGCAUUGAUAUGUGCUGCUAGUUUAUAAACUGGCAUUGACGAAAAUCAUUUGAAUCUCUUCUGGCUGAGAUAAUUUGCCAAUGCAAAAUACAGUUGUCAUUAAUCCUGCACAUUAGAAAUUAUUAGAAACAUAUUACUUUUUAACUUUAAAAUCUCAAAGAGAUUUUGAGUUAUUGAAUUCUUAAGGCUUUCUUAGCUUGAACUGAUAACUAUGCAUUAUGAACCCUAAGUCAAUAUAUUUUUGGUGGUUUUAGUGAUCAGUAAUCAAAUUUGUACUUAUUAUGCUUGUUCAGGUAAUUUACUUGACUGUUCUAUUUGUUUGUCCAAAAGAUAAAAUGAUGAGAGAGAUUUGAGAGGUCUUUGAUCUGUCUCCCUUUUAAGAAAUGAAGCCAGCUGGUAAUGUAUAUUCAGGACUUCCUCAGAGUAUUGGCCAAGAACAUAAUGUUUACACAGGAGUACCUUGAUAUAAUGCAUACAUUGUCUCAUGAUAAUAGUCAUAAAAUAUUUUAUGGAUUAUUUCACAUUCUUCAUAUAUAACAAGUAAAAUUCAUUCAGUUUUCUUCUCCCAACGUUUAAUUCUGAAUAACUCUAUCUACUUUACCCUAAUUUUUAGCCUCUUAAUUUCUGGAAGGACUCUAAUUUCUAUUCCAAAUUCCUAUGAAUUCUAAUUGUAAAUUAUCGGAAGAGAGUUUUAUUUAUAUGACCUGGUACUAGACUUCUUAAUAUAACUGUUACACUGUCCUUGUCUUUCCUACUCAAAGACAGUAUCAUCUGAAGUUGCCUAAUAAGGUCAUGUGAGUCAAGAACUUUAUCUGUGGGAGCUGAUUUGCACCAUUUUACCAUAUAUAUAUAUAUUAUAUAUAUAUAUAUAUAUAUAUAUAUUUUUUUUUUUCCUGAGACGGAGUCUUGCUCUGUCGCCAGGCUGGAGUGCAGUGGCACCAUCUCGGCUCACUGCAACCUCUGCCUCCCGGGUUCGAGCGAUUCUCCUGCCUCGGCCUCCCGAUUAACUGGGUCUACAGGCCCGUGCUACCACGCCCAGCUAAUUUUUGUCUUUUUAGUAGAGACAGGGUUUAACCAUGUUGCCCAGGAUGGUCUCCAUCUCUUGACCUCGUGAUCCGCCCGCCUCGGCCUCCCAAACUUCUGGGAUUACAGGCGUGAGCCACCGCGCCCAGCCACCAUUUUAUCUCUUUAAAGUCUGGUCCCAGUAUUAAACCUAUUCUUUAGUAAACUCAUAUUACUGUUCUAAAUUGAAGAAAUUAUUUAUUACUCUGUACUUCUAGAAUCAAAAUUCUUUAUCAAAGAUAGUCUCAAAGAGGUAGUACAAAUCCUGUUUAACUACACUUUUUCACAUUCACAGUGCUUCCUCUGAUAUCUUUCCUUACAUCAUUAUACACUGUUGAUAUCAUUUUACUCUUCUUUCUCUUCUACAUUUCUUAAAUUUUGGUUCUUUUCCUGUACAUGUGUUUUUAGCGGAGCCCUUUUCUUUGAACUUUGUCUAAUUAGCCUGUACAUUUUUGUUUCUUUUAAGGUAGAACAGAUCUUUUUUUGUUUCUCCUUUUAAGUCUACUGGUUUUAAAAGAGGUAAAUGUAUCCAUAGACCACAGUGCCUUGCUUUUUCCUCUGCCAGCACAUGGAGCACGGGAUUAGAUGCACAAACCUAUUUAGGGAACUAUUUUGGUAGAUGUUUGAGUUUAUACAGAAAUUGCAGCUGGUAUUUUAUUUUGCUCUACAUUUACUCAACUUGUCCAUUAGUAUUUAACUAUUUCCAGAGUUUGUUUAGGAGUAAGAAUUGACCCAUUCUUUAGUUUACCAUAUUUUUUCCUGGUAUAAAAAGGAGCCAGAAAUAAGCCUUAUUGCUAAAUAAUUAAUUAUGUAAGCCCACCUAGGCCCUGCAUAAGAUCCCCCUCACAUACUUCACAAUAUAUAUAUAUAUGUGUGUGUGUGUGUGUGUGUGUGUAUUUGGCUAAAAAAUUAUACUGCCAAAAUUACUGAUUAUAAAUACUUGACUACACUGAUUGAUGGGACAAAAUGAUUAAAGUAUUUUCAGGGAUCUUAUUCCAUAUGUCACCACCAAAGAUUUCUACAGUGUUAUAAAGUAUAUAAAUAUUCCAAAUUUCUGUGGUUAAAUAUUUUUUCUUUUUUUUCCUUUUUUAGAAUAACACAGUCUGCGCUUUCCAAAAAUGCUUGAACUUUUAUGUUGUUAAGAAAUAUAUAAUGAUAUCUUACAUUAAGCAUGAGUCUAAUUUGUAUUUUUAAUUGGGAUGGACUAAAUUUUCAUUUGAUUAUCAGGAAAAUUAAGGAGUUAUAUAUUUAAAAGCAAUGUUCUGUGUUUUCUUCUUUGUAAGUUGACUCAUUUGUGAAGCAAUUAGGCAAAUUUUGAGAAGAUCAUUGUUAUUGUGGUUUGCAGUAUAUAUUUCUUAGUAAAUAUCACUUAAGAUUAAAUUUUUCAGAAAGAAAAUUAUAGCUUUUUUCCCAAAAUAUUUUUAAGAUUUAAUCUUUUUGUAGUAUGCUACAGAUUUAAUGUAUAUUAACUCUUUUUUAAGACAUUGACCAUGACUUAACAUUUUGUCUUCUAACACCUUUUAAAUCUAUGUACUUUAAUAGUUAAGAGAAAAUAAGUUUGCAGAUUUUUAAUAAUCUGUUUGUAAAGGCUAUCUCUAAGCCUAGUAUGUGGGUAAUUUUACAGGUGUGUUUUUUGAUAACUUUAAUAUAAAAUAAACUCAUUUUAUUUGUGGCAA
Molecule: messenger RNA, 4678 nt
Organism: Gorilla gorilla gorilla (western lowland gorilla)
Lineage: Eukaryota; Metazoa; Chordata; Mammalia; Primates; Hominidae
Gene: REEP3
Product: receptor accessory protein 3
Exons: 8
Coding region: 186-953 (255 amino acids)
Biological process (GO): endoplasmic reticulum tubular network organization
Cellular component (GO): cytoplasmic microtubule; endoplasmic reticulum tubular network; endoplasmic reticulum membrane
Molecular function (GO): microtubule binding
Source: RefSeq, a predicted model, not a curated record